Onychostoma macrolepis is the source of this 2065-nucleotide messenger RNA. It is a transcript of the gene cct8, whose product is annotated as chaperonin containing TCP1, subunit 8 (theta). Bases 119 to 1795 code for a protein of 558 amino acids. NCBI's taxonomy places the organism in Eukaryota, Metazoa, Chordata, Actinopteri, Cypriniformes, Cyprinidae. The record is from RefSeq and is a predicted model, not a curated record. Gene Ontology annotation, molecular function: ATP binding; ATP-dependent protein folding chaperone; ATP hydrolysis activity. Gene Ontology annotation, biological process: protein folding. The transcript is spliced from 16 exons. Gene Ontology annotation, cellular component: chaperonin-containing T-complex.
GGUUCAGUAAUCCGUGUUUCUGCGCUCUGUAGCGGCGCCUGUUCUUUCUUAGCUGCAUGCUUCUCGUGCGCUGCAGCCUCAUCCAGCAUCAGUUUAAUAUCUAGCUUAUCUGCUCAAAAUGGCUCUUCACGUCCCCAAAGCCCCGGGCUUUGCUCAGAUGUUAAAGGAUGGUGCGAAGCACUAUUCAGGUCUUGAGGAGGCUGUUUACAGGAACAUCCAGGCAUGCAAAGAACUGGCACAGACCACAAGAACUGCAUACGGACCCAAUGGUAUGAACAAAAUGGUCAUCAACCACUUGGAGAAACUCUUUGUCACAAAUGACGCUGCCACCAUUCUCAGAGAGCUGGAGGUUCAGCACCCGGCAGCCAAAAUGAUCGUAAUGGCAUCCCACAUGCAAGAGCAGGAAGUAGGCGAUGGCACAAACUUUGUGCUGGUGUUUGCUGGUGCUCUGCUGGAGCUUGCAGAGGAGCUGCUGAGGAUGGGCCUGUCUGUUUCAGAGGUGAUUGAGGGUUACGAGAUGGCAUGUAGGAAAACUCUGGAGAUUCUGCCCGACUGCGUCUGUUCAUCUGUGAAGAACCUGCACGAUCUGGAUGAGGCCACAGCCAUGAUCCGCUCAGCUGUCAUGAGCAAACAGUACGGCAACGAGGACUUCCUGGCCAACCUCAUCGCACAGGCCUGCGUCUCUAUCUUCCCCGAGUCUGGCAAUUUCAAUGUCGAUAAUGUCAGAGUGUGCAAAAUUUUGGGCUGUGGACUAAACUCUUCUAUGAUGCUUCAUGGGAUGGUAUUUAAGAAAGAGACAGAAGGAGACAUCACAUCAGUGAAAGGCGCAAAGAUUGCAGUGUUCUCCUGUCCGUUUGACUGCAUGCUUACUGAAACAAAGGGAACAGUACUUAUAAAGAACGCAGAGGAGCUCAUGAAUUUCAGUAAAGGAGAAGAGGACCUGAUGGAGGCCCAGGUGAAGUCUGUUGCUGAUUCAGGGGCCAAUGUGGUUGUGACUGGGGGCAAAGUUGCUGACAUGGCCCUUCAUUACGCCAACAAGUAUAAGCUCAUGGUGGUCAGGCUGAAUUCAAAAUGGGACCUCAGAAGACUAUGCAAAACGGUUGGAGCCACAGCAUUGCCCAGACUGACUCCCCCGACCCCAGAAGAGAUGGGACACUGUGACGGGGUGUACCUCUCUGAAGUUGGAGAUACGCAGGUUGUGGUCUUCAAACAUGAUAAAGAGGAUGGCGCUAUCUCUACUUUAGUAAUUCGUGGGUCCACAGACAACCUGAUGGAUGACAUUGAGCGUGCUAUCGACGAUGGAGUUAACACCUUUAAAGUCCUUGUCAGGGAUGCACGUCUUUGUCCAGGUGCCGGUGCCACUGAAAUUGAGCUGGCGAAACACAUCACCUCCUAUGGAGAAUCUUGCCCAGGCCUGGAGCAGUACGCCAUCAAGAAGUACGCAGAGGCGUUUGAAGCACUGCCCCGUGCUCUGGCAGAAAACUCUGGCAUCAAGGGCAAUGAGCUGAUCUCCAAACUGUACGCCGCGCACCACGAGGGCAACAAGAACUCUGGCUUUGAUAUUGAGGGAGAGGGGCCUGCAUUGAAGGACAUGAUGGAGGCUGGUAUCCUCGAACCAUACCUGGCCAAGCACUGGGGAAUCAAAUUGGCCACAAACGCAGCCAUCACCGUUCUCCGUGUGGAUCAGAUCAUUAUGGCAAAGCCAGCAGGGGGACCCAGAGCCCCCAAACAGCAAGGACACUGGGACAAAGACGGUUGGGAUGAGGAGCCAGACAAAUUUGAUACUCAUCAUUGAUAAGAAAUCCUAAAUAAUUGCAAAGAUUAUAAUGGCCAAGCCGGCUGGUGGACCCAAAGCUCCACAAGGAAAGAAGGACUGGGAUGAGGAUGACUGAUGUCACUAACCUGUGUCUCCCUGUCACCGUCUUAGCUUUUCAAGUGUUGUGUAUUUAAUAUCUAGCCCCCAUUCUUUUUGUAUUUUUUUUUUUUUUAGAAGCACGUUAUCCACGUUACCAAUGAAUGACUCUGAGCUGUUAUUCUGGUCCCAAUAAAGGCACUUGAGCUGUCA